Messenger RNA from Stylonychia lemnae, 2310 nucleotides. Lineage: Eukaryota; Ciliophora; Spirotrichea; Sporadotrichida; Oxytrichidae. The record is from the annotation of a GenBank genome assembly.
AUGAGUAUAAAGAUAGAACCUCCUAAUAAGUUUUCAGAUUUUAUGAUCUCAGAAGCUCUUUAGGUUCCAUAAAAUAACAAAUUAUCCACUAAGUAAUUGACAAAGGAAUACUCAACUAGAAAUACUUUAGCAAGCAGCAAAUUUGAUGACACUUCAGAUGCUGGAUAUUUGAUGAAAACAAGUUUGUAAAAAAGCUUAAGAAGAAUUUAAAUGAAUAAGUAAUCAACAAUGCCUAUCCAAGAAGACUAUGAUGAGAGCUAAGAUAGUAAUAUAAUUAAUGAGUCUUUUGCAAGGAAUAACUAUAAAAUUGAUGACAUAUUAGAGGAAUUGAGCUUUGAACUUGCGAAUGAGAAUAAUGCACCAUCUAUAAGGGAAAGAUUAGUCAAUUAAUCAUCUAAGCUAUUAUCAGAAUUUGCAUAGUAAGCUCAAACAAAUUUGAAUAUUCCAAAAUCAACUUAGCUUGAUUAAAAUAAUUAUUAAAAGAAGAGUGCAGCUGAUUAAAUUCAAGAUGUAGUGACCCCUAAUAGGAGAGGCUUAAAAGAGGCUUUAGAAAAUGGAUUUCUCAAAAGAAUUAUAAAUAUUAGCGAAUAUAUCGUUGCAUUCAAUGUAUGGAACUUUACUAGACUGUUCUUUUAUCAUUUGAUUUUCUUCUACAUAGGUCAAGGAGUAAUCCCUCUAAUAAUGAUGUUUGAUAAAAUUCAUCUGGCAAACAAUCUGAGCUUUUGGAAAUAUAAUGCUCAUUAAUCAAGAUUCUUUUUCAUUUAGAAUGGAUAAUGGCUAGCUCAUUUGACGAUGAGUACUUUAAUGUUUAUGAAAUAUUAUCAUCCAUUUGAUUAUCACAUUGACUUGAAGAAUAUUUACUUGGAACAGUUCCUAUUUUUGAAUCUUCAAAUACUUAUUAGAAGUUUUAUUAUCGCAGUAAGGUAUGGUUACAGCUCUAAUUUGAGGUUUGCAUUGCUAAAGAAUUAAACUUAAGGAGGUGAGUUUAUAGCUAAAGAUUUGCUAGUAGUUAGUUGGAUCCAUACUCAUCCAGCUGGGUUAGAUUUAGAGAUUGAAGCAGUUCUUUGGAGGAAUUAAAUUGAGGAGGAAUACUUUAAGCUCUAAUUUUUUGAAGAAUUGUUGCCAGUUACUUAUGCCAAAUUCACAGAUUCAAAUUUCUAUGAGAAGGAAGGAAACUAAUUUAAAAUGGAAUCUUUGAAAAAGGAAUCGAAAAUAUAUGAGAAAAAAUUAAAGUUAAAACAGGAGUAACUCAAAUCCUUUGAUCCCUUUAAUGAUGAUUAUGAGAUGUUUUCAUUACAUGCAAUAAAGAAAACUAAUCAAAGCAAGCAGCUCUGCAGUGGAAGAUUGAUUUUUAGAGAAAUUGGACUCUUCGCAGGAGCUCAUGCUACCACUGUUAAAUAUUUUAUAAUUAUCACAUCUGCAACUAAACUAUUCUUACCUUUUAUAGCGAGAUACAUUGAGUAUGGAACAUUCUUAGGAUUCGAUAAUUGGGAUAGCUUUUUAUAUCAAUUAUUAGAGAUUCCUUCUCUUGGAUUCUUAUUGAUAAUCAACUAUCUUUUCAUUAUUGUCGGAUUCGUUGACUUUUAAAGAAGAGUAUUUUUGAUUAAGGCUGUUGGAUCUUUGAUUAACCCAUUUAAAGAAAAUCUUGAACUAAAAUAUCAAGUGUUUCCUACAGUUAAUAUGACUGAAAAGCAUUAAAUAUAGCAAUGGUUCAAGCUUAGACUUUGUGCUAUGGAUUUUGGUAGAAAGUACAUGAACAGAAUAUUUGUUUAUUGCAGCACUUUCUUUGGAGCCUACCUUUUCUUUGUGAUUAUAUUGCUUUUGAACUUUUUUGAAAUCAUUCAUUUUGAGUUUCACUUGAUCACCUAUACGUUAGCAGUCUAUGAUAUUUUUGUUGUACUUGGAGUCAUUUUAAUGAUGCUUUAUUAUGGUUCAAUAGUAAAUCAUUAAUUUAUAGAACAUAGAAUGCAACUUUUAAAGAUCAAGGAAACAUUCGUUUUCAUAAAGUCUCACCUUAAAGACAUUAGAGCUGGGAAAAAAUUUACAGGGGCAUAUUUAAAAUUAUUCCAGAGAAAAUAUAUCUAAGAAAGAGACAUUAAGACUCAAGUACAACAUAAAAAAUAAAUAAAAAAAAUAAUAGAAGAGAUAGAUUGCAUUUGUGAGAGAUUAUAAACAGAUGGUGAGCAUUAGCCAUUGAGAUUAAUGGGUUUAAAGGCUACAUACAGUCUCAUGAAUCAAAUUUAUACUGGUCUACUAACAGUAGCAUACGCCAUUAUACAAAAGCUAGUUUCAGGAGAUAAUCAAAAUUGA